AUGACAUCUCCUACAAAUAUUCGUAAAAGUCGGGGUCAUAAUUUAUUCGAUCGUCAAGCACAAUUACACAAUGACACACCGGCAGAACUCAUUGAACAUCCAGGCAUUUCAUCAUCUACAGCAGUACCACCUCAGAAAACGUAUCAUUCAAACUCAUCACCUCCACCGUCGACUUCGUAUAAUAUGAGACCAUUAGUAUCCACACCUAGUCAACCAUCGUCGUCUCAACAACAACAUAAUUCACCACAUUUAAUUAAAAAAUCAUUGUUCACGUCAAAUAAUCAUCAGAAUCAUAACAGUGAAAAUAUAAUCAGUGAAAAUGAUUCCAAUAUUACUCUAAUCGGUGUUAGAUCACGUCCAAUAUCAACAUAUAUCGAAUCGACACCGAUUAGGAAAUCACCUCUAUUACAAGAAACAGAUUUUCCAUUAACAUUACCGCAAGAAAAAGAGCAAGAGCAACCAUACGAUGAAAAUUCGACAAUAACAACAACAGCACCAACGAUAGCAACAGGUUAUUCACUUCAAACUGAAACAGCGUGUGCUAUGGUUGAAAAGGCAUUUGAUUAUUUGAAUCAUGACGAUGAUGAUGACGUUGUAGUUGGUACGAAAGAGGGAGAUUACCAGACAGAUGAAUUUGAAGACGACUUUGACGAUGAAGAUAAUGAUAGCGUUGAUUCAGAUGCUGUACCAGUGAAAGAUAGAACAGUAAUAACGGAUCAUAAUAGUGAUACAACAUCAACAGUGAAAACAGGUAAUUAUAAAAUGCUUCCAUAUUUAGUUUUAUUUGCACUUAUUAACAUCUAUUUUAAAAACUAA
This is a messenger RNA of Didymodactylos carnosus, 816 nucleotides long. Lineage: Eukaryota; Metazoa; Rotifera; Eurotatoria; Philodinida; Philodinidae. The record is from the annotation of a GenBank genome assembly.